Chenopodium quinoa (quinoa) is the source of this 2670-nucleotide messenger RNA. Its product is annotated as myosin heavy chain, embryonic smooth muscle isoform-like. Lineage: Eukaryota; Viridiplantae; Streptophyta; Magnoliopsida; Caryophyllales; Amaranthaceae. The record is from RefSeq and is a predicted model, not a curated record. The transcript has a single exon. Bases 559 to 2475 code for a protein of 638 amino acids.
GUAGAGUAAAGAAGAGCAUAAUAGAACAUAGUAGCUCAAAAGAAUAGGGUCUUAGUAUUUCUAAAGUCCAUGCUUAACUGCAUAAGAGGACAAUAAUUCAAAGACAGAUAGAGUAAUUAUUUAGGGUAAUUUUAAUUUUAUUUUAUUUUUAUUUUUUUUCAAAAAGAAAAAAUGGCAAACGAAGAGGCCAUCACGUGGAAAACACGUGGCUUGAAACAAGGCCUUGUUUCCGGCAUUCUUUUGAUUCUCUGUAACACCCAAAAAAAUCAAAAUGUCCCUCGAAAACUGCACUUCAUUUUGAAUUUGAAAUGCAUCGAAUCCAUCCAAUUCCACCAAACUUCAAAAAUCAAAAAUUAAAAACCCUACUCCACCUUUAAACCCCUCUUUUCUCUCUCCUCCUACUCUCUCACUCUUUUUCAAAAAAUUCCCAAUUUUAUUAUAUCUCCUCUUUUUAUCAGCCGUUCAAAUAAACCCUAGAAAUUCCCAAUCACCUCACAUUUUCAAUCGUCUUCACCCCACCAUAAACAAGAGCCUUAUUUGAUUCAGACCCACUUUAGUAUGGCCAAAAAGAAAACUACCCAUCAAACUCAAACCCCACAAAAUCCCACAAAAAUGGAGGAAAACAACCACCAAACUACCGCCGCCAUUGAUGACCCUUCUGCAAAUGACAAGGAUAAGCUCAAAAGCUUGCAUUCGUUGAAUGCAAUGCUUCUUAAGGAGACUGUUGAGAAGCGGCAGGAGAUUAAAUCGCUUGACUCGGAGUUGACUCGGUGUAAAUCGGAGGUUGAAGCGUUGAGAGCUGAGUUGACUCGGGUGAAGGAUGAAGGGGCUGAAGUGGAGGUUGUGAAGGAGGUUGUGUCUGUUUUCAUGGAGUCGGAGAUGGUGGGGUUGUUGAGGAGAGAGAAAGAAGGGGUUGAGAAGAGAUUGGAGGAAGUGGAGAGAGAAAUGGGGGUUGUUGUGAAGGAGAGGGAUGAGAUGGAGAAGGCGAAGUUUGAUGGUGAUUAUGAGAUUGGAUUGAUGAAGAAAUUGGAGAAUGAUCUUAGGAAUGAGAUUAGGAGAGAGAAGGAGGGUGUUAAUCAAGCGAUUCGAGAGCGAAAUGAGUUGAAUCAUGAGCUGGGUGUUCGAGCGGAGGAGAUUAAUCGAUUGAGGGAGAAGAUUGGUGUGGCGGAAUCGAAAGAGAGGAGUGUUGUUAAGGAGUUGGAAGGGUUGAAGGUGAAGUAUGAAGUUUCGGCGAAGGUGGUGAAGGAGAAGGAGGAGGAGGUUGAGAGGAUGAGGAGUGAAUUGGGUUUGAUGGAGAAGAAUCGUGAGGGUUUGAAGGGAGAAAUUGAGGGUUUGAGUGGUGAAAAGGAGGCGGUUUCGAGGGCGAAUGAUGAGUUGUGUGACGAGAGGAGGAAGAGUAAUGUGAGAAUCAAUGAAUUGGAGAAGGAAGUUGAUCAAUUGAAUGGUGUUGUUUUGAGUGUUAGGGAGGAUGAGGAGAAAUGGCGGGAGAAGUUUUUUGAAUUGGAGAAGAGUAAUGCUGGGACAGUGGCGGAAUUGGAGGAGGCUAAGAAGGGGUUGAGUGAUUUGCUGGAGGAGAAGAAUGAGAGGAAGAGGGAGAUGGAGAGGUUGAAGGGUGAGAAAUCGAGUGUCGAGGCGAGGUUGGGAGAGUUAGAGAAGGAGCUUGAGAGUGCAAAACAAGUUAGGGAAGAACUUGUUGAAUUGGAGAGUAAGUUCAAGGAGGUGAGUAAUGUAGUUUCUGGGUUGAAGAAUGAGUUGUUAGAGGUUCAAGGAGAGUUGUCAUUGGUGAAAGAAUCGAACACGAAUAAUGUCGAAUUGAACAAGAAAUUAGCCUCUGAAAUUGAUGAUCACAAGAGUGAAUUAACCCGAGUUACCAAGGAAAGGGAUGAGGUUAGGAAGACCUUGGAUGAGGAGAAGAAGAAUGGGAUGACUUUGCAGGUUAAGGUAUCGGAAAUUUCGAAGAAAAUGGAGGAUACUGCGAAGGUGAUUGAGGGUUUAAGGACUGCCAGUGAUUCCCUUGUAGGAGAAAAGAAAGAGAUUGAGAGCAAGUAUAACAAAUUGAAGGAAGAUAAGGAGUUGAUUGAGAAGGAUUUUGCCACACACAAGGGGGUAGUCAAUGAGCUAGAGGAUACUAUGAAGGCGAAAACUGAGAUGUUCGAGUUGGUGGUGUCUAUGGUGCGAAACACUGUCACCCAACUGUCUAUGGAAAACGAGAAGAGAGGUGAUGAUGCAGGGAUCAAGGCGAAUGAAAGAAGCAUCAGUGGUGAAUUGAAACCGAUUUUGUCAGAGUUGGAGGCGAUGAGGUCGGUUUUUAAGAAGAGGGAUGAGAAGGUAGGAGAGGUGCAACAGAAAAUGGAGAGUUUGCAAUACUCUUUGUUAGAGGAAAGGAAGAAGAAAAGCUUCUGGACUUUGGUUUCUUCUGCAACAACAAUUUUGGCUGCUGUUGUUUCAUUUGCUUAUGCUUCAAGGGUUCGUUGAUGAGUGAAUAGUGAAAAUCCUUUUUGCUAAAAAAACUUUAGAAUGACAAAAAUAGUUGACAUUUGAAAACUAAGAUGUUUUCUUCUUCUAUGAAAGAAUGACUGUUUAAUUUUGUUUUACUUACUACUACUAGUAUGUUUUUGAUGAAAAGUAAAUUUUGCAAUGCAAUAAUAAUGAAUAAUUAGAUGAUGAUGA